Colletotrichum phormii is the source of this 1431-nucleotide messenger RNA. RefSeq lists its product as uncharacterized. Bases 1 to 1431 code for a protein of 476 amino acids. Gene Ontology annotation, biological process: secondary metabolite biosynthetic process. The record is from RefSeq and is a predicted model, not a curated record. The transcript is spliced from 2 exons. NCBI's taxonomy places the organism in Eukaryota, Fungi, Ascomycota, Sordariomycetes, Glomerellales, Glomerellaceae. Gene Ontology annotation, molecular function: FAD binding.
AUGAUGCCGAAUGCCAACGAUAAGUUCGAGAUUGCUAUCGUCGGCGGUGGUAUAGUAGGCCUUAUCACAGCCUUAGGCCUGCUCGAGCGGAACAUUCCUGUCAAGAUAUACGAACAGUCACGCUCCUUCCGCGAGAUUGGUGCCGGAAUUGGCUUCACCUCCAAUGCAAGAAAGGCCAUGGCUCUACUGAACCCAUCCAUUGAGAAAGCCGUCGGCGCUGUUGCCACGCACAACGGCGAGAAUGAGAACGAGCCAGACGAGUUCCUCCGAUUUAAUGAUGGAUACACCUGGGACAACACCCACCCUGAAGAAGAUGAUAUGCCACUGUACAAUCUUGACACCGGACACGAGGGUUUCAUCGGAUGUCAUCGCGCCCAUCUCUUAGAAGAGCUGGUCAAGUUUAUACCAGAAGAUGCGGUCGAAUUCCGUAAGAAACUGGUGAAUGUGACCGAUCAAGAAAAGGGAGAGAAGGUGCUCUUGCACUUUCAGGACGGCACCACUUCUAGCGCGGAUGCAGUUAUUGGGUGCGACGGCAUCAAGUCCAAAGUCCGACAGUUAGUUCUUGGACCAGACAGUCCCGCCACAUACCCUCAUUCCAGCCACAAAGUUGCCUACAGGGCCUUGAUACCCAUGGAUCGUGCAGUAGCCGCCAUUGGAAGUUUCAAAGCUUUCAACGAGCAUUGUCACACUGGGCCGCGAGCUCAUGUCCUGCAUUUCCCGUUGGCAGCUGGUACUAUCCUCAACUUCGUGGCAGUCGCAGAUGACACCACAGAUUGGGACAGUGUGGGCGAGGGAGUCGCCAACAUGACCAGUCUCACCACGAGGGAGGAGGUUGCUGCAGUGUUCCAGGACUGGGGCCCGACAGUCAAGAAUCUCAUCAACUUGCUGCCAGAUGAGGUUACCAAAUGGGCCAUCUUCGAUACUUACGACUAUCCAGCUCCAACGUUCGUCAAAGGGAGGCUUUGUCUUGCGGGGGAUGCUGCUCACGCCUCCACUCCUCAUCACGGAGCCGGCGCGGGUAUGGGUGUUGAAGAUGCGCUCGCUCUGGCUACUCUCCUCCACAAGGGCACGAAAAUACUGCAAGGUCUACCAAGUCCUAGGCAAGGCGACAAAAGUAGCCUUCUAGAAGCUAUGUUCCGGGCUUAUGAUAUUGUUCGCCCGCCUCGCGGGAAGUGGAUGGUGAAGAGCAGCCGCGAUGCCUGCGAGAUUUACGAAUGGAACCACCCAGACACUAUGUGUGACUGGGACAAGUGUCUCAAAGACCUCACUGAAAGAUCGCACAAGAUCUGGGAUUAUGAUAUCGAGGGAAUGAUUAUUCAGUUGGAGGGUGAAUUUGCGAAUCAGGUCCAGUCGCGCCUGCAGCCUCAACAUGACGCUGGCUUGUCGAAAGCUAUUGCGCCGGUGAGAGUUGAGGAUGCUGUUGUGGAAUAG